Messenger RNA from Oncorhynchus keta (chum salmon), 1362 nucleotides. RefSeq lists its product as uncharacterized. The record is from RefSeq and is a predicted model, not a curated record. NCBI's taxonomy places the organism in Eukaryota, Metazoa, Chordata, Actinopteri, Salmoniformes, Salmonidae. The transcript is spliced from 4 exons. Bases 5 to 1048 code for a protein of 347 amino acids.
CAACAUGGUCAAGACAUUAUUCCCUAUGCUGAAGGCUGCUGUGAAGAAAGAAAAGCCAGUAGUUGCCGUCAAAUUCCUGGCAAAAGCCAAUCAGUGGAUCUAUGAUAUCAUCAAAGAAGUUGAACAAAUAGUAGAAGACUACAAGAAACUCAACAUUGGGGUGGCGACUGUCACCAGCGAUGUUAUUUCCACCAAAGUAGAAACAGAGGACAAGAAGAAACAGCUGACCAAUGAAGAGAAGACCCUGCAGAAUGCUGUUGACGACUACAAUAGGAAGCUAAGUGUCAUCCAGUCAGAUCUGAAUAGGGUCAAUAUAAAAAUCAACGAUGCUGAUAGUGAGCUUCAUGAGUUGGUUAACGGCAUUGCCAGCAGAAACAAGAAGUUUGGCAUAGUGGCUGCUGUGGUUCCCUUCCUAGGAUUAAUCAUAAAUGCUAUCCAGAAGGGGGUCAAUACCGCUACUGAUAGUGCAGCCAUUGAGUUGGCCAAGAAUAAGAUGAAUCAGCUUCAUAAUGACAAGACCCUUUUGACUAAGAGAGAGUGGGAGGCCCAAACGGAGGUGAUGAAAUACCAGAUGCAGCUGACCAGAGCCAAAUUUGACCUGGGUUCUGUUCCUGAUCCUGUCCAUCUGGUUGAGGUUCAGUCCUGCCUGACCCGGAUCCAGAAGAUUCUGCUGCAACUCAAAAGCUUCUGGGAGAAGAUCGGAGUGAUGGUGACCAACCUGCAGCAGAAGACCUUUGCUGGGGAAGACCUGAUUGAUGUUCUCUCAGAAUUUAAGGAGGAGUUCUUGGAUUCCUUGCAAGUAGCUGAAGAGGCUUGGAAGACGUUUAGUGGGAGAUGCCAGAACGUCAUGGGCAUGUUUAGUGUCCAGUCGAAGGAUGCCUACAAGUUCUUGGAGACCAGCCCAUCAUCUCUCACCCAGGAAGAGUGGAAGGAAAUGUAUGAUGCUGUGGCAGCCAAACUGGAUUCCUUCUACCCUGCCCUCGAGGCCAAGCAGGCUAUUGAGGAUCAGAAGGCCAUUGAGGACCAGCAGGCUGCAGAAAGUAACUAAUGUUUGCAUCCACUGUCACCAGGUUAAAAUUAAAGGAGUUUUUUUUUGUCUUAUAUUGACAUUGGUGACAAGCAGGAUUUGUGGGCAUAAUUAGUAGUUCACAUGCUGUUAUGAGUAACUUUCCAUUAUUUGUUGAUCAUUGUUGAUUAUUGUGUUGUGCUUUUAUUAGAGCUCAUCAUCUACUAUGCUAACAGUAUAAUACCAAACUGGCUAUUGUUCACCUUUCUUCUUGGAGUAUACUAAUGUUGUGGGUAGCAGGCAGGUUUUAAGGCUUCUGGUCUGUUCAAAGACUUCAAUAGUUUAACUUUGUGCAG